This is a messenger RNA of Mandrillus leucophaeus (drill), 1363 nucleotides long. RefSeq names its product delta-like 3 (Drosophila) (gene DLL3). Gene Ontology annotation, molecular function: calcium ion binding. The record is from RefSeq and is a predicted model, not a curated record. The annotation marks the transcript as partial. The transcript has 6 exons. Lineage: Eukaryota; Metazoa; Chordata; Mammalia; Primates; Cercopithecidae. Gene Ontology annotation, cellular component: protein-containing complex; plasma membrane. Gene Ontology annotation, biological process: establishment or maintenance of epithelial cell apical/basal polarity; heterophilic cell-cell adhesion.
CACCCCUGCGCACCGCUCGAGGACGAGUGUGAGGCGCCGCCGGUGUGCCGAGCAGGCUGCAGCCUCGAGCAUGGUUUCUGUGAGCAGCCCGGUGAAUGCCGAUGCCUGGAGGGCUGGACUGGACCCCUCUGCACGGUCCCUGUCUCCACCAGCAGCUGCCUCGGCCUCAGGGGCACGUCCUCUGCUACCACUGGAUGCCUUGUCCCUGGACCUGGGCCCUGUGACGGGAACCCGUGUGCCAAUGGGGGCAGCUGUAGUGAGACACCCGGGUCCUUUGAAUGCACAUGCCCGCGUGGGUUCUACGGGCUCCGGUGUGAGGUGAGCGGGGUCACAUGCGCGGAUGGACCCUGCUUCAAUGGUGGCUUGUGUGUUGGGGGUGCAGACCCUGACUCUGCCUACAUCUGCCACUGCCCACCUGGUUUCCAAGGUUCCAACUGUGAAAAGAGGGUGGACCGGUGCAGCCUGCAGCCAUGCCGCAAUGGCGGACUCUGCCUGGACCUGGGCCACGCCCUGCGCUGCCGCUGCCGUGCCGGCUUCGCGGGUCCGCGCUGCGAGCACGACCUCGACGACUGCGCGGGCCGCGCCUGCGCUAACGGCGGCACGUGUGUGGAGGGCGGCGGCGCGCACCGCUGCUCCUGCGCGCUGGGCUUUGGCGGCCGCGACUGCCGCGAGCGCGCGGACCCGUGCGCCGCGCGCCCCUGUGCUCACGGCGGCCGCUGCUACGCCCACUUUUCCGGCCUCGUCUGCGCCUGCGCGCCCGGCUACAUGGGUGCGCGGUGUGAGUUCCCAGUGCACCCCGACGGCGUAAGCGCUUUGCCUGCGGCCCCGCCCGGCCUGAGGCCCGGGGACCCGCAGCGCUACCUUUUGCCGCCGGCUCUGGGACUGCUGGUGGCCGCGGGCGUGGCUGGCGCUGCGCUCUUGCUGGUCCACGUGCGCCGCCGUGGCCACGCCCAGGAUGCUGGGUCUCGCUUGCUGGCUGGGACCCCGGAGCCGUCAGUCCAUGCACUCCCGGAUGCACUCAACAACCUAAGGACGCAGGAGGGUCCCGGGGAUGUCCCGAGCUCGUCCGUAGAUUGGAAUCGCCCUGAAGAUGUAGACUCUCGAGGGAUUUAUGUCAUAUCUGCUCCUUCCAUCUACGCUCGGGAGGCCUGACGCGUCUCCUCCAUCCGCACCUGGAGUCAGAGCGUGGAUUUUUGUAUUUGCUUGGUGGUGCCCAGUCUCUGCCCCAGAGGCUUUGGAGUUCAAUCUCGAAGGGGUGUCUUGGAGAACUUUACUGCUGCAAGUUGUAAAUAAUGGUUAUUUAUAUCCUAUUUUUUCUCACCCAUCUCUCCAGAAACACCUAUAAAGGCUAUUAUUGUGAUCA